This is a messenger RNA of Sitophilus oryzae (rice weevil), 1791 nucleotides long. It is a transcript of the gene Ubox5, whose product is annotated as RING finger protein 37. Gene Ontology annotation, cellular component: nucleus. Gene Ontology annotation, biological process: protein polyubiquitination. The record is from RefSeq and is a predicted model, not a curated record. Gene Ontology annotation, molecular function: ubiquitin protein ligase binding; ubiquitin-ubiquitin ligase activity. NCBI's taxonomy places the organism in Eukaryota, Metazoa, Arthropoda, Insecta, Coleoptera, Curculionidae. The transcript is spliced from 3 exons. Bases 519 to 1712 code for a protein of 397 amino acids.
UGCAUGAGGUUAUGUUUACUUCUGUUUUUGUUUUUAAACUUUCAAAACUAAUUUUACAUAUUAUUUAAAAAAAUAAUAAGUAAAAGAAAAAAAAAGAGUUUUCUUGGUUAUCGAAUGGAAAUCGGACGACCCACAGUUUACAGAUAUUUCAUUGAAUGAAAGUUUCACACUCACACAUCUCUGGCGAAAUGUAUUAGAUAUAGAUAAGUGUCUUCAAAAUAACCCAGAGCGAAUCCAGGUUAAGAUUGGCAGAGUUUCUAGUAAAGUAUGAUCUACAGACAGCUUUUAUUAAGAAAAUGAUGAAUGAGACACCAGGAUCGAAGCAUAUAUUAUUUAAGCCCAUAAACUGCAAAUAUGUUCAAUAAAUCACUUUAAAUUAACUUUUUCUUGUGAAAAAUGUAUAUCAUAUGCCAAUUCACUAUGAGAAGGUUUUUAGCUGUUCCUGAUAUGACUUUAAGGUAACAAUUCAUUGGUGACUUGUAAACUGUAUAAAAAAACUAUUUCGAAAGUCUCAUAAAAUGUUCAACUUCUUGGAUCCAAAACUUUUACCAAAAAUAUCUUGUAAAAGUCCUAGUACUGAUCAUUAUGAAGUUGAAAAUCUUAUAAGUUCAAAUUAUGCCGAUAAAUCACGAGGAUUCAUUGCUUAUCCUUCCAUAAAACCCCCAGUAGAAAUAGAAAUUGAAUUUUUAUGUAACAUUAAUAUAUUUUACAUUGUUUUAAAUACCACUGUGGGAAAUUUACAAUGUUCAGGCAUCGAAAUAUAUGCCAAAACUCCUAAUACAACUUAUGUAUCAAUAUCUAAAGGCAUAUUCAACAAUAAAGGGGCUAUCUUUUGUAAUAGUCGCAAAUACUCUAAAGAGAAUCCACCUCCAGCAUACAAUUCCGAUUAUUUUUUAUGUUUCUUUAAGAGUAACAUGUUUAGAACAUUUUUGAAUGCCUCAUUCCUAAAAAUACUAAUUUUUAAAACUGAAAAAUCUACACCUUGUUUGUCCUCUGUUGAGGUUUGGGGGCAGCCAUCCAAAGCUUGUAGUUUCAAUACUGUUCAAACUGUUUACAAGCUCAUGGGACUGAAAAAUAAAACUAAUAAUCUUGAUACACCUAAAACAACUGCCAGUGAUGAUAAUUUUGUUGUUCCUGAUGAUUUUAAAGAUGAUUUAACUCAUGAAUUGAUGACUAUCCCAUACACUUUACCAAGUGGUCAUACAAUUGAUCAGUCUACACUGGAAAAGCACAAUAAAAAUGAAGAAUCUUUUGGACGAAAACCUGGCGAUCCUUUUACAGGCCUCAAAUUUAACAAUGUAUUGAAACCCAUACUUAACGUGUCUUUAAAAAGUCGAAUUGAUAUGUUCUUGUUACAAAAUAGCCACAGAUCUGAAACAUUUGGUUUGAAAAGAAGUCUGAGGUCUUGUGAUUUUAAGAGAAAAAAGUUGAAAGAAUGUGAUGAUGCUGAAAAUCCUUCAAGUUCUGGUGAAGGCUUGGAUUUGUUAAUACAAAGCGUAAAAGAUAAGAAAGAUUUUGUAUCUUUUGUUGAAAGUGAAAAUAGCACAGAAAGAACAUGCAUAUUAUGCGAGAAUAAAAUUGAAUAUGUUUAUCAGUUACCUUGUCUACAUUAUUAUUGCAGGAAAUGUUUACUUAAUAUUUGUAAAAGUUGUAUUUGUUCUAAAUGCAAUGGUGUGUUUACCAAAAACCAGGUGGUUAAAUGUGAAACUUAAUUUAUUUUUGUAAAUAUAUUAUAAUUAAUUUUAUACUUAGAUAUUAAAAAUUUGUAAAUACAUAUAUUUUAUUAGACAU